CAAUUCUUCUCAUCAUCUGCACCAAUUACCAGCCUUUGAGUGAUCACUCAAACCAACCCACAUUGUCUCUUAACACCCUUUGGAAUCAAAACAAUUGUCAAGUUUUGAAAGGAAACAAUUGAGAUAUGGGUUCAAGCUUCCCAAGGGUUGUGCUCUUUGUCUUGAGUUGUUUAUGGGUUUUAGCAGAGCUUGUGCUUGCAAAACAUGGAGGCAUCACAAGGCACUACAAGUUUGAUAUCAAGUUGCAAACUGUGACAAGGUUGUGCCAAACAAAGAGCAUUGUGACAGUCAAUGGGCAGUUUCCAGGGCCUCAGAUUAUUGCUAGGGAAGGUGACACAGUGAUAGUUAAGGUUGCUAACCAUGUCCAGAACAAUAUCACUAUUCAUUGGCAUGGAAUAAGGCAGCUAAGGAGUGGAUGGGCAGAUGGACCUGCAUAUGUUACGCAGUGCCCAAUUCAAACAGGCCAGACUUAUGUAUACAAGUUCACCAUCACUGGCCAGAGAGGGACCUUGUUUUGGCAUGCCCACAUUUCAUGGCUUAGAGUGACUCUCUAUGGACCUAUUGUCAUCCUUCCAAAGAGAAACAUUCCUUACCCAUUCCCACAGCCCCACAAAGAAGUCCCAAUAAUAUUUGGUGAAUGGUGGAAAGCAAAUACUGAGACAGUAAUCAACCAAGCAUUGCAAACAGGAGGAGCCCCAAACCUCUCUGAUGCCUUCACUAUUAAUGGUCUUCCUGGACCCUUUUACAAUUGCUCAGCUAAAGAUACAUUCAAACUGAAGGUGAACCCAGGAAAGACAUACCUCCUCCGCCUAAUCAACGCUGCACUGAACGACGAACUCUUCUUCAGCAUUGCCAACCACACACUCACCGUGGUUGAAGCGGACGCAAUCUAUACAAAACCAUUCAAGACCAAUAUAGUCCUCAUAACCCCAGGACAAACCACCAAUGUCCUCCUCAAAACCAAACACCACCACCCCAAAACUUCCUUCCUCAUAUUCGCCCGACCUUACGCCACCGGCCCCGCCCCCUUCGACAACACCACUACCGCCGCAAUCCUCGAAUACCACCACCCAUCCUCAAACAACAAAACCACCAAACUCCCUCUAUUAAAACCGUCACUUCCUAAAUUCAACGACACAAUAUUCGCAACGAAUUUCAACAAAAAAAUCCGAAGCUUAGCGAACGCAAAGUUUCCCGCAAACCUCCCUAAAACAGUAGAUAAAAAGUUUUUCUUCACGGUGGGUCUGGGGGUAAGCCAGUGCUCGCAGAACCAGACGUGUCAAGGACCCAACAACAUGAGAUUCAAGGCUUCAAUAAACAACGUGUCGUUUGUGCUUCCGAGCACUGCUCUUCUUCAGGCGCAUUUCUUCAAACAGUCGGCGGGCGUUUACACCACUGAUUUUCCGGCGAACCCGCCGGUGAAAUUCAACUACACGGGCAAUCCGCCGAGCAAUAUAAUGGUGAAUAGUGGGACUAAAGCCGUGGUGCUUCCAUUUAAUGCGAAUGUGGAGGUGGUUUUGCAAGAUACGAGUAUUAUUGGUGCUGAGUCUCACCCUUUGCAUCUCCAUGGAUUCAAUUUCUUUGUGGUGGGUCAGGGUUUUGGAAAUUUUGAUUCCAAGAGAGAUCCGGCUAAGUUUAAUCUGGUUGAUCCGGCAGAGAGGAACACCGUUGGCGUUCCCUCCGGCGGUUGGGUUGCUAUUCGCUUCCGAGCAGACAAUCCAGGUGUAUGGUUCAUGCACUGCCAUCUAGAAAUUCACACGAGCUGGGGAUUGAAGAUGGCUUGGAUUGUGAUGGAUGGAAAGCAUCCACAUCAGAAGUUGCCUCCUCCACCGGCUGAUCUUCCAAAAUGUUGACCAAAUUAUCUCUUAAAUUUCAUUUUUUGUCCUUUCUUUCUUUUCUCUUUUUCAAAAUUUUAAAAGGAAGAGCAGUGUAGAAGUAUUUUUACGAUGUAAUUGCGUUUUGAUAUGGCCGAGGUUUCAUUUACCAUACACCCACACCAUAAAAGGCAUUUUAGUAGGGACAUUGAGUUUAUUUUACAAAGCUUGUAAUACAAUUCGAUUAUUUUAUAAAAGGAAUUGUCUCAGCAGAUUCUUAAUUUC
Camellia sinensis is the source of this 2099-nucleotide messenger RNA. RefSeq names its product laccase-17. Gene Ontology annotation, cellular component: apoplast. Gene Ontology annotation, biological process: lignin catabolic process. The record is from RefSeq and is a predicted model, not a curated record. Lineage: Eukaryota; Viridiplantae; Streptophyta; Magnoliopsida; Ericales; Theaceae. Gene Ontology annotation, molecular function: copper ion binding; hydroquinone:oxygen oxidoreductase activity.